GAUCAUACGAAUGCCAAAGAUUACUGGAUAUGAAAUCAAACAUGGAAUAUGAGUAAUGAUGUAAGAAAAAUAUAGUGAGGUGAUUAUUAUUUUCAAUUAUAUUAAUUUCGAAUAUGUGACUUGUUACAAAUUUCAUAUAAUAUUAUAAUCAUUCUAAAUCAUUUGCAUUUAUGAUAACUUAUCGUUGGAUGUAGUUGAAUUAGUUGGGGAACGCGGAAUUUUGGUUUUUCGUAUUAAGUUUAGUGAUUCUAUUAUGAUUUGGUCUGAAUAUAUUUAGACGGAUUUUAUAUAAAUAAAUUUUAUAAAUGUGAUACUAAAAAUUAUUCUUUUUAUUUCAUUUCUUGUUGAUACAGAUUGUAUUUCCCCAGAUUAUAAGUUAAUAAGCUUAAAUUAUACUUAGUUUAUUUUGAGUGAUGUCCUACAGUAAUCGGCGAUGCAGGAUUGUUAUUGUACUAUACAUGGUAGCGAUGGACGUGUGUUUGCCAACACAAAGUGUGCCUGCAUUAAUGUUAAUAUUAUGCGCCAAUUAACACAUACGUUUGUGACAUAUGCACGUACUAAAUCUCAUUCAAGUAACCAACAAUACUUUCCUAUUUGUUAAAUAGCUGUUGUCGUUAUAAUCAAUUAAUGAAUUUAAGAAAUUAAUUUCAUAUUUUCAGGUGAGAUUUCCUGAAAUACAAUGGACCCUCUAAGGUGGUUGCUCAUUGUUCUCCAAAUACUAACGAUUGUUUUCGGUAAGUCAACUAUUCAUGAGCCAUUGAAUUGUCUGCUGGGUUUGGUGGAUAAUCUAAGUGAGAAUAUAUAUUAACAAUUUAAGACCUAACCAGGAACGGUUGCGAAAAAUGCAACACUAGUUCCUCUAUAAUUUGGCCACCAUAUUGUUAUUUUCCGUGCAGACGCGGAUUGGUCAGCGCCCUCAGUUUAUGACAUCAUUGCGUACUUCUGAGCUGUCUUUCAUAGCGCAAAAAGCGAUAUUAACAUGAAUGUUGAAUAUGUUUUGAUUUCAAACCAUUCUUAUUUGUGAAAACAAAUUUCAUGGAUCCAGUUACCAGCCUCCUCCCCUGAAUUCAAAUAAAGCAACUGGGGACGAGGCAGUCCAGUAGCCACCGUCCAAGUCAAACGAUUUUAACAUUACUGAGUCUGUGCAUGACAGUGGGUAAAUUGUAGUGCGAGCCAGAUCAUGGUUGCUGCUCGAACAUCAGAAAUCUACAGUUCAUUUUACUGGAUACUAUUGACUGUUUGUAUUUUGCUGUCUAUAAACUUAGAUCUGCGCUGGGCUUUCCAGACAUGUAUAUAGACAAGAAAGUAUAGGAUUGGCAUGCAAUUUCUUCUUAUGUUUAAAUAUUUGGAUCGACAUAAUUUGGGAAUACUCUAAUAAACAUAAGAUAUUUUAUUUAAACCAACUUGUUUUGGGACUGUCAUCAAUACAGGCCCUGUUGGAUAGGAUUAUAUUCAAUUAUAUUAUUAUUUUAUUAUAUUCAAUUUCAGGCAAUUGGCUCUUGUUUAAAUGGUUUAACUUUAUUAUGUUCACUUUUUUCCACAUUUUCUUAGGAAAAAACAUUCCUAUAAAGGAUGAGGAAAAACGGAAAGCAUAUCCAAGGCAAAUGAUCAUUCCAAACAAAUUUAUUCCGAUGCUGAAAGAGUCUGCUCUGUUCAAAUCUCGAUCUUCUUCAAAUGAUUUGUCCGACUUUUUGAAACCGAAGUCACACGAUGAUGUAACUGGUAAAACAAGACAAAAUCUGAUGAACGCGAUGGGAAUGGAUGGAGGGCAAGAGGAAGGUGGCAUGGGUGCCGGCAGUAUGGGGCCAGGAGGGAUAGGGCAAGGUGGAAUGGGCCCUGGAGGAGGGAUGCCUGGUAUGGCUGCUAUGGGAGGAGGGACGCCUGGUAUGGCUGCUAUGGGUGGAAGUGAAGGAUUGGGUUCGCAAGCUGGAAUGAGGGAAGGGGGCGGUCUCGAAGGAUUAGCUAAGAUGGCUGGUGGAAUGGGAGGUCUUGGAGGUAUGAAUGAUCAGAUGAAUGCUAUGAAUGGCAUGGGUGGAAUGCCGAAUUCAGAAGGGGGUGGAAACCCGUCGGAAGGCCUCAUGGGUGGAAACAAUGCCAUGAAUCCUAUGAACAACGCUGGGCCUGAGGGAAUGAUGUCCGAUUCAAACCAACUUCCUGCUGGAGAUCCUAUGGGAACAUUAAAAUCGAUGUUAGAUAAUCAAGGGACUAAUGCUGCUUUGGGAACUAACGCAGAAGCAUUUGGGCCUGGUGGAUCAGCAAACGCAAAUGUUUUAGCAAUGUUGAAUCAAAUUGUUGGAAAGGAAAUGCCUGGGGAAUCUCCGAUUGAUCCGAGCUCUAAGUCACAACAAAUGUGGGAUCAAUUACAAAAAGGAUUGAGCAAUCAAAGAGCGGCAGUGCAGCCAUAUAUUGAUUCUAGUGAGUCCAAAUUUCCACCGGGUCCCGCACAACAGGAUGCCCCUUCUAAUCCUGCACCCACCAACAACCGCGCUUCUGCUCCGAGUCCCACUUCUCCUACUCAUUCUGGGAUCAAUAACCAGACUGCAGCAACUCCAGUAUACAAUUUAACGGGCCUUUCCAAAGUUUCCCCUAGUUCCAAUCAAAAGAUACAAAAUCAGCCUAAAGGUGAUUUAGUGACCAAUGCACCAUUGCAUACUCCAAAUGCACCCGUGCAUACUCCAGAAACCAAGGUUACAAGCAGCACUUCGAAAACAGCUAAAGCAAAUAUAAAAUCCCAAGCAGCGACCCAUGAGAACGGUAUGACUAAGACAUCAUCUAACAAUGCCGAAAUUGAUUUAGAUGAUGAUCAACCGCUUUCCGACGACAUGGUGAAAUUCCUAAAGGGAAUAAAGUUUGUGGUCUCGCAAGAACCUGGGAACGAUAUUAUCUUGGGGAAGAAAUUUACCAGUGAUGUACCUCCCGUUUCGACAAGUUUUAAGGAAGAGAACGGAGUGAUGAAAAAUGUUGUGUCCGAGAAACAUAAGGAAGGCAAAGGGAAAAAUGAAAUUUCAGUGAAUAAGGAAAAUAAUAAUGAUGCUGCUGCUGUACUAAAAGUUCUAAAGGGUAUUGAUUUGUCAUACGCUAGGAAUUUACUACUCAGGCGCAAUGUGAAAAAUGAAGAUUUUGCCGAGUACCAAAGAGCUGCAAAGGUCCUCGAGAGAGCCUCAAGAAAGUUGAAGGAUCCUAUUGCAAAGAAAAGUACUGAAAUUGCAAUUGCUUCAAUUCUGAAAGUUCUUGAAUUGAGAAACAAGAAAAAGACUACUCCUUUUCCCAUUAAAGAUUUGUUAACUGGUGGUGAUGUGAAAAGUGCACUUUCUGAAAAAUAUUUUGAAGCUGCUAGAGUGUUAGGAACUGCUUCGAAGAAACUGGCUGAUCCAGUGGCCAAGAAGAGCGCGGAAAUUGGGAUAGCCUCUAUACUGAAGGUUAGCGCUUUGGGCAAUUAUUCGCUCUCUAAGAAAAACUUAGUACCAUUAAGCCACGACCAUAAUGAUGCAGCCGAAAUGUACUUCAACACAUCUGGAGUAAACUGCAAGAAAUAUCUAAUCGCAGCUGACGAAAUUGCCCAUAAACUAACAGUGGUAUCAAACUUUGAAAGAAACGUGCAUAAUUAA
Molecule: messenger RNA, 3608 nt
Organism: Paramuricea clavata
Lineage: Eukaryota; Metazoa; Cnidaria; Anthozoa; Malacalcyonacea; Plexauridae
Source: the annotation of a GenBank genome assembly